ACACACACACACACACACACACACACACACACACACCACCCAUAACGGCGAGAGGCUGAGGGAUGGGGGAUCGUGUCGUGCAGCAGGAGACAGCGGUGGUGCUGCCACCGGCAACUGCCACGCCAACACCAGCAACGGCGGCACCAGCGACGGGAACACCAAUGGCAAGCACAUCCAUGGCGUCAGCAGUGGCACCCGCUUCAACAGGCACGACGCCAACAAGCGCCGCUUCCUCCUCAACGAGCGGAACAGCAGCGCCAACGGCUACCGCUGUGCCAACACCUGCACCGCCAGCACAACCAGUGGCACCUGCCACGACAGCAACGGUAACGGCAGCAACCGGUAGCAGCGGUCACGACCAGCCCCUGCCGAAGAGGCCGCGCCGCUCUGCGUCUGUGGCGCGGGACGUGGAGCAACUGGAGAGCGAGCUCAAGGAGCUCAAGGAUAUGCGGGGACGAAGUGCUCUGACAGAACGCGAACUGAUGAACAUCGUGCACGUGUACUUACAGCUGAAAGUGGAACAAGCAGCACAGCGGCAAGCCGGUGUCAAGCUGGAAUCUGCAGCCAACAUCCAGCAGCGCGUUGCAGACCUCCUCGGAUACGGUGUGGCAACAGUUGGACACGCGUACGCUCGCUGGAACAGCCGGCAUGAGCAGAAGGGCCAAGACCAGGCAAAACCAGGCGACACGGGAGCUCAGGCAAAGACGGAUGCAGGCCCAUUCAAAGUAACCAACUUGCGAGGCAAGAAGACAAAGCUCAAGACGCGCGUGCCGGCCACCGACGACGUGCGCAAGCUCGUCCGCGACUAUGUGCAGCAGCAGCACAGGGAGACCAACAACGUGACGGCUGCGCACGUGCUCGUGCUGCUGCGCCGCCAUGACUUGGUGAAGGUGGACAAGACGGACGAUGGGGCCGACGAUCCCAAAGACUACAAGGCCGCCCUCCGCGCCACCCAGCGGUUUCUUGUUCGCGAAGGAUACCUGCGGGGCCCAAAGCAGACGUUGAUGGACGUGCCUGGGCAGGGCGGUACGGCAACAACACCGCGGGCCGCCGUGGCAGCAUCCGCCUCAACAACAGAUACAAUCACAGCUGCAACAGCACCGACUGCAGCAACAACUACAACGCCAGCAGGCUCAACAGGCACUGUGACAAGCCCCACGGCUACAGUAGCCACGACAGUAGCGCCAACAACGUCGAGUGCAACCGCCACAACAACCGCCAACACCUCAACAGCCCCAACAUCUUCGAGUGCAACGGCCCCAACAACAGCCACGCCAGCAGCCACGCCACUCAUCGCCCUGACAGUGCCCUGUACCGUCACGUCCCAGGCUACAACGUCAACAGCAGCGUCUGCGACGGCCCUGGCUGCCGCUACCAAAGCAACACCGUCAGCACCGUCAGCAGAGACACCUGUGCCGGCCUCCACAGCAGCGAGCGUGUCGGGUGGGGCAGAAGUGGAGGCACUGCAGCUGCCGCAGGGACCAUUCUGGAUGCCACACACAAUCCACCAGCAGCACCAGCAACACCAACAGCAGCAACACCAACAGCAACAGCAGCAACACCAACAGCACCAGCACCAGCAGCACCAGCAGCAACACCAACAGCACCAGCACCAGCAGCACCAGCAAAACCAACAGCACCAGCAGCACCAGCAUCCCCAGUCACAUCCCACAGGCAUGUCGGGUAACGUCCCCAUGGCUACUGCAGCUGGCGAUUCUCGGGAGAACCAGACCACAAGCGGUUCCAACAGUGCCAGCAACGGUGGCCAUGAACACAGCAGCGGCGAUGCCGACCCAGCAGCUGCUACAGGUGACAGCCACGUCUAACACCACCAGCAGCACUACCACGCUGCAAACAGCCACCUCACCCAAAGCUACACAUCCCCGGCACACACACACCGUCCCUACUCCGUCGCACUUUUUGUCUGUUCGUUUAUUCCUUUCAUUGUGUUUGUUUUUUCCUUGCAGUAAAAGAAUGGCAUGA
This is a messenger RNA of Salpingoeca rosetta, 1983 nucleotides long. RefSeq lists its product as uncharacterized. Lineage: Eukaryota; Choanoflagellata; Craspedida; Salpingoecidae. The transcript has 4 exons. The record is from RefSeq and is a predicted model, not a curated record. Bases 63 to 1826 code for a protein of 587 amino acids.